UAAAGUCACGUGACCCUAGAAUCGGCUGGAUAAAGAGGCAAUCAUGGCAGAAAGCAGGCAAGCCAAACUCGCCCGACAUGGACGGAUGUUUCUCCGGAUUGGCGCAGUUUCUGGAUUUGCAGCAGUGGUAUUAGGAGGAUACGGUGCUCAUGUUCUGAAGACAAGGACAGGGGUAGAACAUGAGAUAACAACAUUUGAUUCAGCCAACAAAUAUCAUCUGAUCCAUUCCUUGGCUUUGCUGGCUGUUCCACACACCAGAAAACCACUUUUGACUGGAAGCUUGAUGACCGCAGGUAUUAUAGGAUUCUGUGGGACCGGCUACUAUUACUCGAUGACCAGUGACGCCACACCGGUCAAGCUCAUGCCAAUAGGUGGACUUCUUCUCAUGGCUGCAUGGUUAGCCAUGGCCUUAUAAAAGUGCAGUUUAGAAUCAUUUUUAUACCUCCCAAUUAUUCAUGCAUUCAUAUUUUAUGAUCCAAAGACCUUGAUAGAAAAUACAUUUUUUAUCUAAAACAAGGAGCAGUCUGGAAUUGUGAUGUAUUCUGAAUGUGCCUACUGGUAAUUCUUAUGUAAUUGAUAUUUCAAUGCCCCUUGUGAAAAUGCUUGAAUAAAAUUCCUUGCACAUUAUGGAAUGAAGAUGUGUUUAAAAUUGUUCCAUAAAUGCCCUCACUUUUUAAUCUAUUUACUGUUUCACGCUCCUAAGUUCAUGAACAAACAAAAUUCUAAUCAAAAA
Messenger RNA from Strongylocentrotus purpuratus (purple sea urchin), 733 nucleotides. Its product is annotated as transmembrane protein 256 homolog. The coding region runs from base 44 to 415 and encodes 123 amino acids. The transcript is spliced from 4 exons. The record is from RefSeq and is a predicted model, not a curated record. Lineage: Eukaryota; Metazoa; Echinodermata; Echinoidea; Camarodonta; Strongylocentrotidae.